CGCUGUUAACUUAACAUAGUUCGCUGCUUCUUUUUUGUCCGUCCCGUGGACUUUUCUCCAGAGGAUUUUGAUUCCAAUUCGCAAAAGAAAAACACAAAUAAGCAACAGAUCGUGUGUUGGCCAACAACUAUACAGCCAGUGCUCGAUAUUUACUUGGAAGAACCGCGGAAAAACGCAACAACGCAGCAGGGAAGUCGCGCCUCCGCCUCCCAACCAAAAAACAAAAAAAAAAAACGAAAAGAUCUCGGAUCGCACAGGGUUUUAUUUUGGGCAACCACACUUGGACUGGUGGGUGCUCCGGUUCCGUCGACCUGUGGAUAGUGCCCAGUGGCGUCGCGUCGCUUUGGAUUAUGUCAUUUGUUUACGGGGAAUUGCCGCAGGCCCAGUAGCCAAUGUUGCAUCCGAAAGAGGCAGCGAAAACCUGUAAAAAUGUAGACUGUGUGCGUGUGUGUGUGGGCCAGUGCUAGUGUGUGUCCGUGUGUGUGCGUGUAUGUUUAUGUGAGCGGAUAAUGAACGUUUAGUUUUUGGUCGAUUCCGUAAGAUAUAUAGUGAAAUAGAUAUAGCCACGAGAUCCAGGGAGCGGUAGCCAUAUAUGUGCACAGCCACCGCCACCCGAUGGCCACGUUUAAUCCUGGCGCCAGCAGCAGUGCCGCCGAUAUCCUGAGCGCCACCACAGCAACAGCUACUUUUCUGGUGCCCACCACUGCAGCAGUGUCGCAUCCCGGUGCCCAUCCUGCCCAGCUGCAGCUGGACCAAUUCGGAGGCUUCUCGACGGCAACUCCCCUGCAGCACCAUCACCAUCAGCAGACGAACUCGUCAUACACCUUUGUGCAGAUCAAGAGGGAGCCCUGCCAGGUGUCCGAGAUCAGCUCCAAUAAUUGCCACCAGCAACAGCAGCAGCACCACCACCACCACCAGCAGUUGCAGCAUCAGGGCCUGUCCUCCGCCUCGCUGACCGCCUCCUCCAAGACCAUGUCCUCCUCCACACUGACCACUCUUGUCAAAAUAGAGGCUCCCUCGCCGAAGGUAUCGGAAUUGGAAAAGUCCUCAGGCAACUCCGUGCCCAUUGGCAUUGCCGUGGCCAGGAAGCGGCCGCAGGAAGCCCUGGUGCCGGCCAUCAACACGCCCGCUACGCUGCCGCUGCAGCCACCACUCAACAAGGACUUGAACUGCUUCGGCAUACGCGUCGCUGACCUCGGUGCCACCAGUUGCGGCAAUUUGUACUUUACGGGCAACGGCGACCUGAUGACCACCGGCACAGCCACCGCCGAGGAACUGGCUCUGAGUGCAGCAGGUGUGAACCGCGCACCCUCCACCUUCUGGCAGUAUCCAAAUGCAUUACCCAUUGAAUCAGUGAUUUCCAUGUCGCCCGCCACGGUGGGCCUGCAGUACUCGCGGGAGGCCAGUCGCGGACAGGUGGUGCUGCUGCCGGCCGGCCCAACAGCGCUCGCAGGCAUAUCAAAUUUUCCCCUCUUAACGCCCACAGAUCCGUUCCAGCAGGCAGCGGCUGCGGCGGCCUUCGUCUGGCCCUCGGCCUACAUCCCCCAGGCGCCGGCACCUGGUGGCCACUCCGCCGCUGCUGCAGCCGCCGCAGCUGCUUCGCUGCAGCCGACGCCCAACUUGUCCAGUUUGCCCAACUUAUUCUUCCCCUCGAUGGGCGGCCACCAGGCGCUGAGCACAACGCCAUCGUACGCAUCCACCCUGCAGCUGUAUCUGGCCGCAGCGGCCACGGCGACGGGCAGCUCAACGUUGUGCCAGCACAGCAAUCAGCAGACCAGCACCACAACCACCAAUUCCACCAUUAAUCUGAGUCUGGCCGCUGGUUCGGGGGUCACGCAAAGCGGCAAUGCAGCUAGCAGCCUAAGUUCCAGCAGUAGUCUCAGUGCGAGUAGCUCCCGGUUCCUUAGUCUGGCCACUGGACAGCCUGGGAUUCCGUCACUCCUCUCCUUGCCGCCGCCGCCAGGAAUGAAGGAGGAGUACUCAAUGCCGCUGGCAUUGCCGCCCCUUGUGCCGCUUGAGGCGGCGCGGGAUAAGGAGCAGGCCUUGAACCUGAUGCGUCUGCCCACGCCGCCCACCUCGGCCACCAUGGAGCCGUCUUCCCUAGGCCAUGCAACGCCCCACCAUCUCUUCCAGUCGGGUGCCAUGGCUACGCCCACGCCAGCAUUGCUCAACCUAUCGAUGCAUGGCAACGGUGGAGAGCUGCCUUCUGCCACGCCGCUGCCUGUGGUUAGUGAUGAAGCAGCGCUGAACUACAAGCUGCAUGCACCGUUGACGCCGCAGACACCUCCUCGCCUGGCGGAGAUUCCUGUGCCGGGAUCAACUCAACUUCUGCCGCAAAUGCAGGAUGUCAAUAUACAGACAGAUACGCCCGUUUGUAGUGAGGACGAGAGCUUCCCGGGCUCGGCAAAGCCGCAGGAUUCUGCUGCAGACGCAUUUCCGCCUCCAAUCCUUGUCCAGCCGCUGGAACUAACGAAGCCCAGUGAAACCAGCCAUACCCAGCCGACCGAGUGCCAUACCCAGACCGAACCCAGUGACAUACCCAGUGCCAGCCAGGAGGAGUCAGCGGAGCAGACUCCCCCGGAACCCAUAGAAACGAUGUCGCAAGCCACGCAGGCCGAUCAGACAGCCCCCGAGGACUUGACCGGAUUGGAGCUGCUCUCGAACAUAAGCACCAAUAGCAAGCCACUGGUGCGAGUAAAACAGGAGCCGGUGGAGCACGUAGAGCAGCCACCGCCACAGCCGCAGCCUGUGAAUAUAAUGCCUUCAGAGCCUACGCCGCCAAUGCUGGAAAUGGAGCCCACUUCUGCACCUGAGCCACUUGGCGGUCUCAAGCUGCUGUGCGCCCUGGCCGAGCAACGCAUCCAGGAGGAGGUGGUGCAGGGCAGCAGUCUGUUUGCCACGCCAUCGUCGCGAACGCCCACUCCUACGUCGCAGGCUCUGGGAACGACAGCUGUGACGCCGCCCGUUUUCGAGGCCAAGUCCUGUUUCGCCUUUGGGCAAACGCAGGGUUCCGUCUUCCCCUCCUCAUCAUCCUCCUUUCAGAUGCCAUUAAGCUCACCCGGUUUCCCCUCGAUGCAGGGCAUCGAGCUGCCAUCCACGUCGGCUAGUGCCGUUGCCGAGCUGACUCCUGUGAAGCGCAAGAAGCACAAACAUUCCAAGUCCUCAGGCAGCGACAGCCGCAAGUCGGCGCGUUGCAGCAAGAAAAGCAAGAAGAAGCGGCGCCACAGCAGCAGCCGCCAGCAGUUGUCCGCUUCGGCGGAGGAGGAUCUGGACCUGCAUGACGAGCAGCUGCAGUCGGAGCUGCGCAGUGCCCUCCACGCCCUGGAUCCCAGCUACGCGCAGCGCUUUGGCCAGGAGGUGUUUAGCAUCAUGGACAAUAGUAUGCGUAUGCGACUGGCGGACGUAACGCGGCAGUAUCGCAAGAAGAAGCGGAAGCUGGACGAGAUUUCCAAGCACAAAAAGAAGAAGAAGUGCUCCAAGCAGCAGCUUCAGCUGCAACAACAGCAGGCAUCGCAACAGGCAGUGCAGCCACCUUCUGCUCUGCAACAGCCACAGAUGACGCUGUCCAGUGUCCUGGGGACUUCAUCCCCGCUGCGCGAUUACAAGUUCCCAAAGUUUUCGAGCAGUAACCUUCAGGCGUCGAGUUUUUUGCGAUUCCCGGACAAGACGCACUCCUUCCCCCCACCGCCGUCCCUACAGCAAUCCCAACCGGAGCCCAAUCCCUUGCCCAUCAGCAGCUCACCGAGUACCUCGUCGUUCGUCCGCCUGGAACCCAGUGCAUUGGACGCGGCCGUUGCCAUUGCACCAACUACCUCUGCGACUUCCGCCUCCUGCUCACCAUCCACCAAGCAGGCGGCUUCUGCGGUGCGGAAGCAGCGAAAGAUGAAGGCGAACACCGGCGGCGCCGCCGGAGAACAAACAGCGGCUACGGAGGCAAAGCGGCGGGUUAGUGCCAUUGACCGCGAGCUUCAGCUGACCAGCGAACACCUGUAUCGCGAUGAGACACGUGUCCUGACGGACAUGGGCGGACUCUUCUAUGCGGGUGUAAUGAAGCCGUUGCGUCCGCCAGAUGUGUAUUCCAUCACAUUGGACGGCGAGCGUGGCAACAAGUCGCAUGUAAUGUCGCGCGAGGAUAUACUCAAGGAUACGAUCCUCGAGGUAUCUCCGAAGAGCGUGGAGAGUGUCCCAGUGGGUACGCGCCUGUGCGCCUACUGGAGUCAGCAGUACCGAUGCCUUUAUCCUGGACGUGCCAUCGACUCCGAGCAAGUUGUCGAUGGAGUGGCCAGCAGCGCCACGAAUUCGGCUACGACAGCGCCGGACUUUGUCAGCGUAGAGUUCGACGAUGGCGACAGCGGCAGGAUCCGCUUGCAGAACAUCCGCAUGCUUCUCAGCGAUUAUCCCAUAGCAGAGUACAACGAUAAUCCCCUCUACUCAGUAGGCAAGCAGAAGCGAAGCGCUCUGCGCGGGGGUGAAAGUGGACCUGUAGGAGCCUCUCAGGACCACUUGAACGUGCCCGGCUGCGAGGAUUCGCACAGCCACCAUAGCCUGGGGAUGAGUAGCGAUAACACCACUUCGCUGGCGGCAACUAUGGAGUUGUUCACGCAGCGCAGUGAGAAGAAGCGCCUAAAGAAGAGCCUCAAGAAGAUGUCCAAAGCUCAAAAUGGCAUUAGUCCGGCCACGGCAACCAACGGUGGUGGUGAUGCCGCUGCCUCGGGUGUCAGUGCAGAAGACGCCGCUCGCAAGCAUCACAAGCACAAGAAACGCAAGAAGCACAAGAAGCAUCACCGCAAGAAUGGCAGCGAAGAGCAGGAGCAACAGGUCGUCCAGCAGGACUUCUCAACGGCUGGACAGGAGGCGACAGAGGCGCCUUCCACAGAGAUGGCAGCAGCAGCGGCGCCAACCGCGAAUCGCGUUAAGGUGGAGGUCAAAGUGAAGACAGAGCAGCUGGAGAUGGAAGAGGAGUCCGCAUCCAAUCUCAUGUCAGAGAUAUCCGAUGAGGCCAAGGGCGACGAUCUGGUCGAGCAUAACAACUCCAAGGGCAGCAGCAAGAUAGCUGCCUUCCUGCCAGAACGGCAGCUAUGGGGUUGGUAUGGUACCGCCUAUCGCAAGGCGGGCGUCAAGGGACGCGCCAGAAAGCAAUUUUACAAAACAAUCAAAAGGGGAAAGGAGACUAUAACGGUCGGGGACAGUGCAGUAUUUCUAUCGACGGGCAGACCAGAUCGACCCUAUAUCGGGCGCAUUGAGUCCAUGUGGGAAACGACCACGGGCAACAAGGUGGUGCGUGUGGCGUGGUUCUAUCAUCCGGAGGAGACCACCGGCUGUCCAAAAUUGAAAUUUCCGGGUGCUCUUUUUGAAUCGCCGCACGAGGAUGAGAACGAUGUGCAGACCAUUUCGCAUCGGUGUGAGGUGCUGCAGUUUGGCAGUUACUUUGAGAAGUUCGGUGCCGAUUCGAAGCAAUAUCAAUCCAUAUACGAUAACAAUGAUACAUAUUAUUUAGCCGGGCACUAUAACCCAAGGUUACAAGUGCUAAAACUACAAGACGAUAUUCCAACUCUCGAAGAGCUGCAGGAUACAAAUACUACUACUACUACAGAAACUACUACCGAGGAUUAAGCGAGAAGUGGAUAGGCGUGGUUAGGCAUAGUGCAUACAGAUCUAUAUAUAUACAAUAUAUAUACAUUAUACAUAUAUUUUACUAUACGUGAACAGAUGAAGCAGAUAUAUACCUAUAUGUAUACAAAUAUUAUUUCUAUAUAUUUUAAAUGCAUUACGUAUUUCGAGAACUCAAAAAAGCAAACAAAAAGAUCACUGGCGAGAGUAAAAAACAAGAGAGAGAACAAGGAACUAAGCAACAACUACUAAAUUAAUGUGUAGUUACGAGAAGCGCAAGCAAUUUUAAGUUUAAUUUUGUAAAAAAAAAACAAAACGACAAGACCGAAAAAGCGCUUUGAUGACGACAAUGUUGAUUCACUUCAAGUUCACCGAAAGUUUACAAACGAAAUGUGUGCUUCUACAUCCCUUGGACCCUUUGAACCUUUGGACACAACACAACACACCCAACACAACACAACCAACAUACCAGUAUACCAAGCAAUCAACCAACAAACACAGUAAACUCUUUGAUCAGAAGCUAUAGCUACAGAUAUGGGAUACACUUGUUAAUUGGCGUGUAUACCUACAUGUUUCAGAUGAAAUUUAGAAAGUGUUUUAAAGAUUUUAAGCAGGCAACAUGCAGCAACUACUACUAUAAAUGUAACAAUUCAAUGUGAUAGCAAAACAAAACCAGAUGUUGAUGUGUACAGAGGAGAGAAUAAGUAUAGAUGAUAAAUAAGAGAUCAAGCAGAUUGUGUGUGUUGAAUAUUUACAGUUUGUUUUAUUCAAGAUGAACAGCAACGUAUAAAAUCAAACCUAUCUUUAAUUACAUCAAUAAACUUGCCGGAUAUAUUGAAA
Molecule: messenger RNA, 6450 nt
Organism: Drosophila santomea
Lineage: Eukaryota; Metazoa; Arthropoda; Insecta; Diptera; Drosophilidae
Gene: wge
Product: protein winged eye
Exons: 11
Coding region: 616-5613 (1665 amino acids)
Molecular function (GO): chromatin binding
Source: RefSeq, a predicted model, not a curated record